Messenger RNA from Rotaria sp. Silwood2, 882 nucleotides. Lineage: Eukaryota; Metazoa; Rotifera; Eurotatoria; Philodinida; Philodinidae. The record is from the annotation of a GenBank genome assembly.
AUGGAUACUAAUAAUAGUGGUAAAUCAAUGUCUAUUCGUGUCACUGAUUUCAGUCCAUUACCAAAGCAAAUGUUAGCAGCCAUCGACGGCUAUGAAAAUAUGCCACUUGUAUCGAUUGAAGAAGCAGUAAAACCUCUCCUUAACAUCGUACCAAAAGUCGAACGUAAUGUACACAUUGUCAAACAGAACUGUGGAAAUCCAAAAAAUGGCUUAACAACUGAUGAAUCUGCUUCGAUUAUGCUCUAUACGUACGAAUCGAUACCACAUGAAAAAUCUCUUUAUGUUAUUCUCAACAAAGCAUUACGUUCCGAAGAAAGACAAAAACUGGUUCCUUGGUUUUUGUAUUUACGACUUGUAUUAACAGCACUGGCUCGUUUACCAUCCGAAAGACUUUUCGUGAAUAGAGGAGUGCGAAAAGAUUUACAUGAAGAAUAUUCAAAAGGUAGCACUUUUAUUUGGUGGGGAUUUUCAUCUUGUACGUCGUCUGUCGAGGUAUUGGAAUCCGACAUGUUUCUGGGUAAAAGUGGAACUCGUACUUUAUUUCAAAUCGAUUGUCACACGGGAAAGAGUAUUAAAAACCAUUCGUUUUUGACAAAGGAAGAUGAAAUUCUUUUACUUCCUGCCAGACAAUUUAAAGUUAAAUCCUGUCUGAAUUCUGGUAAUGGGCUCCAUAUAAUACAACUUAAAGAAAUAGAUCCACCAUAUCCAUUACUUGAGCCCGUUCCCAUUCAAAAGUCAAUAGGACUAGUCGAGCCGAAUAUUAAUAUUGAGAGUCAGGUAACAGAUAACAAAAGCCAGCCAACAGCAUCAAGUGAAUCAAGCACAGUAUCAUCCAAAACGUUAGUGAUUCCGGAGACACGUUCAGGUAAUCAUUCAUUAUGA